CUCAGCCACAGCUGCUAACCUCCCAGAGACCACGACCAUGGGCGAAAGCACCCCGGUCCCAAAGGCUUCCAGCUCGAAAAAUGCAACAAAGCCUCGCAAACGUUUUGUUGGGAGCAAAUCCGCGACCCCGUCCAAACCAGGCGUUUCCCCGAUCGUCGCAAACCAGAUUCCCCAGGACAUCCUGAACGAUGCUCAGCUCACUGCAGCGAUCAAGCAGCUGCCUUCAAAUUACGCCUUCGAGAUUCACAAGACGAUUCAUCACAUAAGGAAGAAUAAUGCGAAGAUGGUCGCGUUGCAGAUGCCUGAGGGGCUGCAGAUGUUUGCUUGCACGAUUGCGGAUAUCAUCGAACGAUUCACCGAUGCGCUUACUGUGAUCAUGGGCGAUGUCACAUAUGGUGCAUGCUGCAUCGACGAUUACACCGCCGUUGCUUUGGGCUGCGAUAUGCUUGUACACUACGGCCAUAGCUGUCUUGUACCCAUUGACCAGACGACGAUCAAGACACUAUACAUCUUCGUUGAGAUUGCUAUCGACUCGUCCCACCUGAUCCAGACCAUCCGCCUCAACUUCCCCACCGACCGGCGACGGUUUCACGACGCUCUGCUCGACUCCGAGGAGACUGACAGCCAAAUCCCUUCUGGCAGGCCAUUGACGCAAAGCAAUCACCUCCGAAUAGAGGGUCCUCCUCCGAUGGAGAGUUCACAUACAGAUUUACCGGACACGCAUUCAGGAGUCUCUAUUGCAUCUCAAGAGCCGACCAGGCUGGCCCUUGUAUCGACCAUCCAGUUUGUAGCCGCCCUGUCACGGCUGAAGGACGACCUCACAACGGAGUAUGCUGAAGAAGAGCCUCGUCCCAGUAUUGGGAGGAUCGAGGAUACUCCUAAUCAGGAUGGGGAUGACCUCGCAUUAGGCCGACCCAAGCUAUGGACCGGCAAAUACGACGCCAUUAUCCCGCGCUCCAAGCCUCUAUCACCGGGAGAGAUCCUAGGAUGCACGGCGCCGACGCUGGAUGGCGUAGAUGCUCUCAUUUACUUGGGUGAUGGCCGAUUCCACUUGGAAUCCAUCAUGAUCGCCAAUCCUUCCGUACCCGCCUUCCGCUACGACCCCUACUCCAAGAAGUUCACGCGCGAGCGGUACAACCACACCGAAAUGCGCACCAUUCGGGACGAGGCCGUCCAAGCGGCACGACGGAGCAUAGAGCACUUCGCACCCUCACCGGAAGAGAGCCGCGCCCUGCAGACCAAGCAGCCGUCCGAGCCUCCGCUGUGGGGCGUCGUACUCGGUACGCUGGGCCGCCAGGGCAGCUUUAAGCAGCUCCAGGCCAUCACGCACCAGCUCAGCUCCUCGCGCACGCAGAUCCCGUAUAUGCCCAUCCUCCUCUCCGAACUCUCGCCCGCGAAGCUCGCCCUCUUCAACCCACACAUCUCCACUUUCGUGCAGACGUCCUGUCCGCGCUUGUCUAUCGAUUGGGGCUAUGCUUUCGACAGGCCAUUGCUUACUCCUUACGAGACUGCUGUGGCCGUAGGCAAGGCUAUUGGAUGGAUGCAGGAUAGCAAGGCUGACGAUGGGAAGAAGAAUGGAGGUGUCUACCCGAUGGACUUUUAUGCGGCUGGCAGUCCCUGGGCAGUGGCAAGGACGAAGGCGACGUAUUGAAUGGCUGUCAGGGGAAUGGCUGCAACUUCCAUGUAUCGCUAGAAGCUCUGAUUGUAUGCACCAAUGAAUAACAAUGCACA
This is a messenger RNA of Rhodofomes roseus, 1731 nucleotides long. Its product is annotated as putative diphthamide synthesis protein-domain-containing protein. Gene Ontology annotation, biological process: protein histidyl modification to diphthamide. NCBI's taxonomy places the organism in Eukaryota, Fungi, Basidiomycota, Agaricomycetes, Polyporales, Fomitopsidaceae. Gene Ontology annotation, molecular function: 2-(3-amino-3-carboxypropyl)histidine synthase activity. The transcript is spliced from 4 exons. Bases 38 to 1651 code for a protein of 537 amino acids. The record is from RefSeq and is a predicted model, not a curated record.